UCUAAAUUGUACUUACCUAAAUAUUUUUUUAUCUACAAAAAUGAGGAAUUCAAGCGAUAUAUUCUGUUUAAACGAAAAUGUAACCGAUGGGUGCGGAAUGUUCUCGAUCAAUGGGUCUUGUCCUAUGAAGUUAAAAAGGAGACAUCAAAAUUUACAAGAUGAAUGUUUUGAAUAUGGUAGAUCAAAUGUUGAAACGUUUAGUGGCGAUGUAAAAGCAGAAAAAGCAGAUUUGGAGCAAUUAGAUUCCCCAAAAGAGUUGGAUGAAGAACAAAAUGAUGAAAUUGCUCAGAUUGACUCAAGCAGAGGUGAACCAUCUAAAGAAUUGCGACACAGAAAAAUGGAUUUUAAAAAACUUAACGAUAAGAAAUCAUCUGAAGGUGUCUCAUCUUCCAGUUUAGCACGCAAUCCGCUUACAGGGGCUGGAAUAGAGACAGAACAAUAUAGAAGACCGAAGAAACAAAAUCCAAACAGGUCCGAGAAGUGGGCAUGGUAGUACACUUUUAUGUUUAUUAAGUCAACUUCAGAAAUUUCUAAUGUAAUAAUCUGAAGUUUGUUUUAUUAUGUACCUAUGUUUACAAAUAAUAAUAACAGAUUUUUUUUG
Messenger RNA from Psylliodes chrysocephalus, 601 nucleotides. NCBI's taxonomy places the organism in Eukaryota, Metazoa, Arthropoda, Insecta, Coleoptera, Chrysomelidae. The record is from the annotation of a GenBank genome assembly.